Molecule: messenger RNA, 1760 nt
Organism: Cuscuta epithymum
Lineage: Eukaryota; Viridiplantae; Streptophyta; Magnoliopsida; Solanales; Convolvulaceae
Source: the annotation of a GenBank genome assembly
AGUAUAUGCAAAUACGAAUAUACAAUAAUUAAAUUUAUAUGCGGGCACCCAUGGGCACCCGUGGGGGACAAUGGGGUAGGGCGGGGAUGGGGCGGGUCUGGGAGUAACGGGGAUGGGAUGGGGAUGGGGGAACUUUUUAGACAUGGGGCGGGGAUGGGGAAUGUACCCGCCCCAAACCCGCCUCAUUGGCAUCCCUAUUAGUUCCUACUUCCUAGUGAAUUUUGAAGUUUGAUCAAUCCCUCUAAACAUUUAUAAUUUCGGGCCGAAAUCUCUUCUCAAACACAUUUUUCUUUACAAUAAUAGUGGAUAUAACAAGUUUAUUUAAAAACAAUUGAAUCCUCGCGGAGAUAUGGCAAACGUCGAAUUUGAUGUGAUAGUCAUCGGAGCAGGAAUAAUGGGGAGCUGCGCGGCUUAUCAAGCUGCCAAACGCGGCCUAAGGACUCUUCUCCUGGAGCAAUUCGACUUCCUCCACCACCGCGGCUCCUCCCACGGCGAGUCCAGAACCACCCGCGCCACUUACCCGGAAGAAUAUUACACUAAAAUGGUCUUAGCCGCCGAACCCCUCUGGCGCGAAGCCGAAGCCGAAAUUGGCUACAGCGUCUGCUUCCGGACUCCACAGCUCGAUAUGGGCCCCGCCGACGACCAGACGCUGCAAGCCGUCGUCUCCUCCUGCCGGAGUACAUCCGUUCCGGUCCGAGUUUUGGAUCCAAAACAGGUCGAUGAACAUUUCGACGGCCGUUUUAAGUUGCCGGAGGAUUGGAUCGGCGUUGUGACUGAGUUCGGCGGCGUUAUUAAGCCGACCAAAGCCGUUUCCAUGUUCCAAUCCCUGGCCGUUAAACACGGCGCGACUCUGAGAGACCACGUGGAAGUUAACGGCGUGGAGAGAGAUGAUCGGACGGGUGGAAUCUCCGUCACCGCGAAAAGCGGAGAUAAGUUCCUGGGCAAAAAAUGCGUAGUCUCUGCCGGCGCGUGGGCGCAAACAUUAGUGAAAACCGUUACCGACGGGCGCGUGGUGCUUCCGAUUCAGCCGGUGGAGACGAGCGUUUCCUAUUGGAGGAUCAAAUCCGGUCACGAAGAAGAGUUCACCAUCGGAUCCGGAUUGCCGUCGUUCGCAAGCUACGGCUCCCCGUACGUGUACGGAACGCCGUCGUUUGAGUUCCCCGGACUGCUGAAGGUUGGUUGGCACGGCGGAUGCGAAUGUGAGCCGGAGCACCGCACCUUUGCGCCGUCGGCCGGUGCUUUGAGCUCACUGAAAGAGUGGAUCGAGGGACGAUUCGGGGGGAAGGUGGACUCGUCGGCGCCGGUAAUGUCGCAGUCGUGUAUGUAUUCAAUGACGCCGGACGAGGACUACGUAAUUGACUUCCUGGGCGGGGAGUUCGGCAAGGAUGUGGUGGUGGCCGGUGGGUUUUCCGGCCACGGGUUCAAAAUGGGGCCGUUAAUAGGCCAGAUUUUGGCGGAUCUUGCCUGGAAUGGAUCUUCGGAUAUCUCACCUGGUUUGGAUCCUUUCAGGAUUGAUCGGUUUAAGGAAAAUGGUAAGGGAAACUUGAAGGAUUUUGACUUUUUUGACCAUCAACUGAAGCUGUAAUGCUUGAGUUUCCAAUUGUGUUGAGAAUAAACAUAUACUCCGUAUGGAGUAAUGUGUAUUUAAGUGUAACGCAUUUAAUAAAAUAUUGUUAUUUGUGUAUUUUUUGUAUUAUAAAAUACUUUUACGUAAAUUGAUUUGUUGUUACUAAUGGCUUCAAAUUAAAGCAACAUUUCAC